GGGACCAGGACACCUCCUGCUUCCUUUGUGGGGGGCGUGGGCUAUGGAGUUUACCGAAGUUUACAGAAAGAGCAGUUUUGUAAGUUCUGUUUUCUAGGAAAUUUUCUGGUGCCCAUGGCACUUUAACUCCCUUUACUGCGGACACCUGACCUCACCCCCGUUUUCCUGACCAGUCUGACCAGACCUGUGUCCGUUUCAUUUCUAACCUUUGACUAAAAAAACAGCAAGGCCAAUAGAUCCAACCUAAUUUUAGUCUUCAAAGAACGGACUCUGGCUUUGAUUGUUUCCACUUUGGGAUUUUUCCCCACUUCACCUGAGGAUGCUCAUCUUACCUUGAGGCCUCCCCAUCUGUGCACACAUGAGCCUCGGCUUCCGAUGCCAUCUCACCGGAGCCGGCUCUUUCUGCGAUGGCAGCCAGUGACACCCUGUCUCCCCAGCACCGAGAAGCAUGCGCCUUCCUUCCUUAGCUCUGGGGGCAAACCGCUAAGCGCAGGUAAACCCGCCCCUCUCGGGGGGGGAGUGUGCAGGGCGAGGGGCCGCGCCAUGACCCAGGCGCCUCCUCGUCCCUGCCCUCCCCCGCUCUAGCCCUGUGGGGGCUCAGCAGUACCGGAGCCAACAGCCCCCGAGGAAGCACAGUCGUGCGCCGGGUCCCUGGGCUCGUUGCCCACCUCAUCUGCAGGCUCCCGAGUGCGCAGGGGCCCCGCCUCCUGCCCAGGCCGUCUGAGUUCUUCUCUGCCCCCACCAGGAUUCUGCUCCGCACCGUCGGCAAACCUCCUUUUCUCCCUCACCUCUCCACCUGUCCUCAACGUUACCAAUCAUUUGUUCUGACAUCACUCUUUUUCUCUUUUACAGGAAGAAGAUUUAUGAGCGAUGAUUCCAUCUGUGUGCUGGGAAUAAGCAAGAGAAACCUUCUUUUCCAACCUGUGGCCCAGCUGAGGCAGGAGACGGACUUUGAGCACAGGAUCCCCAAAGAGCAGUGGUGGCUGAAGCUGCGGCCGCUCAUGAAGAUCCUGGCCAAGUACAAGGCCAGCUACGAGGUCUCCGACUCCAACCAGCUGGAGCCCAUGCCUCACCGAGGCCACGAGGAGCCUGCCGCCAUCUAGACGCCGCUGGAUCCGCCCCGCCUGGCCAGCGCAGCUCUGGACUUCCGUUUACCACCCGUCUUUGUAACACUUAAGUUAUUUAUCGGCACUCUGAUGCGAGUACUGUUGAUGUUAAUACCUAGUCACAGAGCCCCCGUCCUGUGUCCUUCAUCCCCACGGGACCCUAAGACUCCAGCACGAGCUGUCGGCUGUGUCUCCUACUGUGUCCUGCUUUAAACCGUGCGUAGCCAGUAGAAUUAAACAUUUAGCUCAAACUCCCAA
Messenger RNA from Leptonychotes weddellii (Weddell seal), 1364 nucleotides. The record is from RefSeq and is a predicted model, not a curated record. NCBI's taxonomy places the organism in Eukaryota, Metazoa, Chordata, Mammalia, Carnivora, Phocidae.